AUGGCUAGUGAGGAUAGUUUUCUAGUGCUUGUACACCACAGAGGAUCGAUUAAGAGAAAAACUCGGUCUGGCGUAAAGUUCACUGAUAAGGAUCCUCUAUGUAUUAUCGUGAGUCCAACGACCAGCUACGAUGCUCUCGUUAGCUCUGUGCUGGCGAAGCUUGGUCUGGAAGGAGUGAAAAAGGUUAAGAAGUUUUUCUAUCGCAUCCCAACGGUGGUGCUCCAUGAUACGGUGAAGUAUGAUUGUUUCACGAUCGGGAGUGAUGAGGACUUGCAGGUUAUGUAUCUUUGUCGUAGGCAGUUUCCCGAGGUGAGGACACCAGAGCUAUUGGCAAAGCUGGUUGAUGUGCGACAGGCUGUGGCCUAUCCAUCGUUCGCUGUUCAUCUCAGCGGCAAUGUUAGAGACGAGGUAAGGUAUGAGGAACAUCUUCCGACCGAAUUACGGUGUCCUACACCGGCUGGUGUUGGAGAGGGAUUGUUUGAUGAUCCAGAUGACGAUGAUGUCGAGCCAGAUAUGAUCUCUGAUGACAGCGACGAUGAUCUUGGAACGAGUGAUCCGAGAAGGGCUACAGGUGGAUCUAGUUCUGGCACACAGCAGUACCCACCCCAUUUUUCAUCGUUGGACCUGGAUGCCAUGAGGAAUGACGAACAUCCUGGGCAGCCUGCUGGAUUUGGCCCUAGAGAUACGGAAGGGUCUGCCGGUAUGACAGAGUUCCAGGUUGGGCAACAAUUUCGGGAUAAAGAUGAGGCGUUGUUGAGUGUGAAGACUUACAGCAUCCGCCGAGGGGUACAGUACAAGGUAGUUGAGUCAGACUAUCGAAGGUAUGUGGGAAAGUGUUUUGAGUUUGGGAAUGGGUGUACAUGGUUGAUUCGGUUGAGUCUCCGGCAGCGCAAGGGCUUCUGGGAAGUCAAGCGGUACAAUGGACCGCAUACCUGUCUCGCCACCUCCAUCUCCAGCGACCAUAGGAGUCUGGACUACCAUGUGAUAGCGACGUUCAUUAUGCCAAUGGUUAGGGCUGAUGCAUCCGUCAAUAUCAAGGUGCUUCUAAAUGCCACGACCGUACAUUUUGGGUUCAGGCCUACGUAUAGGAGGGUAUGGAUGGUGAAGCAGAAGGCUGUUGCCAUCAUCUAUGGGGACUGGGAUGAGUCGUACAACGAGCUCCCUAGGUGGGUGUUAGGAGUUCAGUUGACGAUGCCUGGUACUGUUGUAGCCUUGAGGACUUGCCCUGUUCGAGUUGGGGGACAGCUGGACGAGUCCCAUGCUUAUUUUCAGAGGCUAUUCUGGACGUUCCCCCCUUGUAUCGAGGCUUUUCGUCAUUGCAAGCCGUUGGUGAGUAUUGACGGCACCCAUCUAUAUGGCAAGUAUGGGGGAACAUUGCUUGUGGCGAUUGCACAGGACGGGAACUCCAACAUACUCCCGGUGACAUUUGCAUUAGUCGAGGGUGAGAAUGCUGAGUCUUGGUCCUUCUUUCUCUCCCACCUCCGCCAGCACGUGACACCUCAGCCAGGUCUGUUAGUUAUUUCAGAUAGGCAUAACGGCAUCAAGACAGCACUCGAGGCGCCUGAUGGGGGAUGGCUACCUCCGGCUGCAUACCGGGCAUUCUGCAUUCAACACGUAGCAACAAAUUUUGCCCUCACCUUCAAGGGCAAGAACACCCGGAGGCUUCUUGUGAACGCCGCAUAUGCAUAG
This is a messenger RNA of Arachis duranensis, 1689 nucleotides long. RefSeq lists its product as uncharacterized. The coding region runs from base 1 to 1689 and encodes 562 amino acids. The record is from RefSeq and is a predicted model, not a curated record. NCBI's taxonomy places the organism in Eukaryota, Viridiplantae, Streptophyta, Magnoliopsida, Fabales, Fabaceae. The transcript has 2 exons.